Molecule: messenger RNA, 2826 nt
Organism: Podarcis lilfordi (Lilford's wall lizard)
Lineage: Eukaryota; Metazoa; Chordata; Lepidosauria; Squamata; Lacertidae
Source: the annotation of a GenBank genome assembly
GCAUCUUGCUAUCUUGCUCUGCAUGUAUGUUUCCCAGGCUAGUUGGCCUUGCUAACCAGAUUGCAACUUUCUUUCCAGGGACUGUGCCACUAGAGCAAGAGAAAAGAAACAUAUCUUGGACACGCAAGGCUUCUCAUCCCCCUUUCCUGGGAAGAGUCCAGUGUGGUGUGGUGGUUAAGAGUGGUAGUCUCGUAAUCUGGGGAACCGGGUUCGCAUCUCCGCUCCUCCACAUGCAGCUGCUGGGUGAUCUUGGGCUUGUCACACUUCUUUGAAGUCUCUCAGCCCCACUCACCUCACAGAGUGUUUGUUGUGGGGGAGGAAGAGACUCCUUAAAGGGAGUGAAAGGCGGGAUAUCAAAUCCAAACUCUUCUUCUUCUUCUUCUUCCAAAAGAGUCCCAAGACAGGAGCUUUCUGUUCAUGCUCAGGGGAACUCAUGGGGCAGGACUCUUGAAGAGGAGAAAGGGGAGGGAACUGGAAGGGGAAUAUAUGCUCUGUGAACUCGUGCUUGUUUGUGAGUUAUCCCACUUGCUCCUUCUACCAGCCCGGAUGGUAGAAAUAAAGCUUUUUCUCCGAAACUAUUUCUUGAGUGUCUGUUGACUCCCAUUUCCCUCUCCCGGGUGCAUUACUUUUUCCCACCCGAGGGCAAAGCCUCAUAAGGCUACAAUCCAUUCUCGGAUCCAGCACAAACAUGCAGCUUCAUAAUAAGUUCUCAAAUCAGGGAGCCCAAACUUACCUCUUUCUUUCUUAUCUGUUUCUUAUCUGUUAAUAAUUUGUAUUUAAUAAGUGGCUUUCUGCCUUGCCAUAUAAAUUUUGUCAAGUCCGAUUUCCAUUUGUUGAAGCUUUCUACUUUGCCUAUUAUGGGAAUCAUUUGAAACAGAAACAGUAAUUUUGGUAAGAGAUUCAUUUUUAUUACUGAUAUUCUGCCCCAUUAUGUUAAUUUCAGUUUUGUCCAAAUUUCCAUAUCACUUUUUACUGCAGUCCAUUUUUUUUGUAAUUAUCCUCAAAUAGAUUUAUAUUUUUCAUUGUAAUCUCUAUUCCCAAGCAUUUGACUUUUUUUACUAUUUCUAGGCCGAAUUUUCUUACUAUUUCUGUUUUCUCCUGAUUUCCUGUAUCUAUUCCUUUUGUGACAUGUAUUUUAGAUUGUAAGUCUGAGGGCAGGGACUGUCUUAUUGACAUAUGUAAGCCAUUCUGGGAGUCUUUUUGGCUGAAGAGUAAAACAAUGAUUUAAAUAAUUUAUAAAUUAUAACAUUAAAACUGGUUUGCAGAAAGCUGAAGCAAAGUAGCUGAAAAAAUAGGUUUUGUGUGUUUUUGUGCACCAAAAUGAGCUUGAAAAAAAUGAAAUAAUAAAUGUUUCUAUUUCUCUCCAAUAACAGAAAAUAGUCUCCCAACCCAAAAGCCUAUGGUUUUACAAAAUCUAUAGCAACUUGGCUUUUCAUAUUUACUCUUUCUCAUUUGCAAUUGAAGUGUAGAUUGUUUUAAUUCAAGAUGGAUGAAACAGACUUCUAAAAUCUGGUUAAUUGGUACAGCAAACUGCACUUGCCUAUUUACAAAUAUUUCAAACGUGCCAGGUAAUUUUUAUAACUGUAUCAAAAUAUUAACUUUAAAACUGUUCAAGUAUACAUUUUUUAUCAAAUCUAAAAUUCUCUUUUGCAAUAGGUGAUUCCUUGAUAGCUCUGGAUUAUCAACUUCUGGCUUGCUUUGUGGGAACAAAAGACAGUACCAGAAAAUGCGCUACCCCCAACAGAUACAAACUACAGUACUAGCAGUAUGAAGUAGAAAUGAAAGAGGGUUAUGCAAGGAUUCUCAAAAAGCAGCGGAAAAGAUAGCAAACAGCAGUCAACCUCACAAGUGUCCAGGAAAAAUGGCUGAGGAAAAGAUAACGAACUGGAAACUAUACCAAUUCUAUUUCUUAAAAGUACUAUGCUAAGACAAGGCCUACUGGGGAAAGCAAGAUAUAUAGAAAGCAGCACUAUCUGGACUGUAUACUGCUUUCAUAAAUAGCAUACUGCCUUGAUUCAAAGAACAAAAUCAACACAGUAGAGACAAAUUCCCAUAGGUGGAUCAACUAUACCAGAUUUUCAAAAUCUUACUGGAUGGGAGGGAAAGACCACAUCUAGUAAUCAGUAUCACACAGAGAACCUCAUGCACAUUUCCAUGCGGAAAACUUUCUGCAAAUUUAUGUGCACAGCCUUCUUUUUAAAGCUGCUUACUCAGUCUCUAGAGUCUGAGCAUCCAGCCACUUGUUCAGUAUCUGUUGGUGAACUGUUUUCUCCACCAGGGAAAUGCAUAAUAAAAUAUUUUUAAAGAGGAAGGACAACACGGAACAGUUCAAAGAUCUUUCAUGCUUUCACUUCACUUUUUAUACAUGCCUGAUUUUGUAUAGCUCUUUCAAAAGAUACCUGCAGUCCUGAAACUACUAUAUACUCAGUUCCACUGACCUAAAAAGGAUUGCUCUUCUCAUAAAAAGAAUUUAAGAAUUAUAACCUAAGAUAUGGUUAGGUUACCAGAUUUCUCUCAAUGAAUCUGGGGACACUUUUUUUUUUUUUUUUAAAGCUGAGUAGCAACAGGGAAUCAGUAGUGGGGCAAUGGCAUGCCGCCUGCCCAUGACUCCCAAGCCUUCCCUGAUCUCCUGCCCCCUUCCCCCUUUGUUUUGACAGAUCAGGGGAGGUGCAGGAGUUGCGGGCAGGCAGCUGUUGCCCAGUUUUUAAAAAACUGAGCACUUAUGUUUUGUAGGGUGCAAAAGAAGGCCUUUGCACCUUGCCUGGCAGAGAAACCAUGCGCCUUUAGCCCCUCCUGGAAAACGGCGGUCUGCCCGCGACUCCUGAG